GGGAGAAGGAGAAGAAGGAAGAGGCGGUAAUGGCGGCGCCGCCGGUGCUGGCGCUGGACCCGGCCCUUCAGGGACGCUGCCUCAGCCGCCUCAAAGCGCGACGCCGACAGGAACGUGAGCUGACCCCGGGCGUGAUUUACCUGGGCCACAUCCCACGGGAGCUUUCGGAGACGCAGCUCAAGGACUACUUCACUCAGUUUGGGACAGUGACCAAUCUCAAGCUGUCUAGAAGUAAAAAGACGGGAAAUAGCAAGGGCUAUGGAUUCGUGGAGUUUGAAUCCGAAGACGUGGCCCAGAUAGUGGCCGAAACGAUGAACAAUUAUCUCUUUUGCGAAAGACUCUUGAAGUGCCACGUGGUGCCCCGAGAGAAAAUCCACAAGGAGCUUUUCAAAGGUUCCUCGAGGUCGUUUGCGAAGCCUUCGUAUCCAGCGGUGGCCCGGUACAAUAAGGAACGGACGGCCGAGCAGCAGUUGAAAAUGCAGAAGCGGUUAAAGAGAAAGGAAAAAGCCCUAAGGAAGAGGCUCGCCGAAAAGGGGAUCGACUACGAUUUUCCCGGCUUGGUCUCAAAGAAGAAAGCGAAAGUCUGGGGAGCCGACGACGUGGACAGCCAGGCACCCACACCAGUGUGCACGCCAACGUUUCUGGAAAGGCGGAAAUCUCUGGCAUUCGAAAAAAGCGAAGAGGAUAAUGAAAUAAUCCUGAAGUUGCCCCCCACGACUGUGAAAACCGACGCCAAAGCUGGGAAACGGCAAGGACGCAAAAAAAAGACAAAUAAAAAGUAAAUGAACCGUC
Messenger RNA from Tachyglossus aculeatus (Australian echidna), 792 nucleotides. It is a transcript of the gene NIFK, whose product is annotated as nucleolar protein interacting with the FHA domain of MKI67. Gene Ontology annotation, biological process: maturation of LSU-rRNA from tricistronic rRNA transcript (SSU-rRNA, 5.8S rRNA, LSU-rRNA). Gene Ontology annotation, molecular function: RNA binding. Gene Ontology annotation, cellular component: nucleolus. Bases 30 to 782 code for a protein of 250 amino acids. The transcript has 6 exons. Lineage: Eukaryota; Metazoa; Chordata; Mammalia; Monotremata; Tachyglossidae. The record is from RefSeq and is a predicted model, not a curated record.